Dracunculus medinensis (Guinea worm) is the source of this 576-nucleotide messenger RNA. The record is from the annotation of a GenBank genome assembly. NCBI's taxonomy places the organism in Eukaryota, Metazoa, Nematoda, Chromadorea, Rhabditida, Dracunculidae.
AUGGCUUCAAGUUUGACUGAUGAGGAAUUGCGCGCUGAACUGGUUGCUCUUGGUGUCACAGUUGGACCUAUAACACCAUCAACCCGUGGAACUUAUGAGCGGCAACUUUUGAAGCGUCGCACAAAGCCGCGUAGGUCGAAUGUUGGUGUAAAGACAAAACUGGAAAAUCCAUCAGAUCCAUCUAAAAUUUCGAAAAACUUCAUUUCUGCACCACCGGGCAUUCUUAACAUUUCGAGUAAUUAUCCACUCAAUGAUGUGAAACGAUCAUCUCCACAAAAGGUGUAUAAUAACAGGCAACGACGUGAAUUUGGGAAUAACUUGAAUGCCAGUUUUACAUUAUCUGAGUCCACACUGCCAAAACCAUUUGAUAUGAAUCGAAUAAAAGUGGAAACAGUUUCGCCAAGCAGUACAUUUAGAGAAACACUUUUUCCUAACCCAAAAACAACCAGUCAUGAAACAUUGUCUUCCUCGGUCAUUGAUGGAUCACGAAUGAAAGCUUCAGCUUAUGAUCGUUUUGCAUCGUUCCCAUAUAAGACUGUUCCUAGAUCCCCAAUGAAACAAACUCACUUGGCGUAA